AUGAGCUGCUGGAUGCUAUACUCACAAAGGGAACACAUUGUGUUUUGUAGGUUUGAUAGCAUUGAUCCUCACCGAGUUCUGGAUGCCAGGCACAGGGAGAUACAGCAGAUGGAAUCUACCAUGGCCUCCAUUUCCGAGGCUGCUGGCUUGUUUGAAGUCAAUGUUCCUGAUUACAAGCAGCUGAAGCAAUGCAGAAAGGAGGUGUGCCAGCUGAAGGAGCUCUGGGACACCAUUGGGUUGGUGACCUCCAGCAUCCAUGCCUGGGAGACCACCCGGUGGAAGGAGGUUAACGUGGAGGCUCUGGACUGGGAGUGUAAACGGUUUGCCAGGCACAUCCGGAACCUCGACAAGGAGGUCAGGGCCUGGGAUGCAUUCACAGGCCUGGAGAACAUGGUAUUGAACACCUUGACUUCCCUGAGGGCGGUGGCCGAGCUGCAGAACCCAGCUAUCCGGGAGCGGCACUGGAGGCAGCUGAUGCAAGCCAUGGGUGCGAGCUUCACCAUGGAUGAGGACGCCACCCUGGCCCAUCUCCUGCAGCUUCAGCUGCACCAUUUUGAGGACGAGGUCCGGGGCAUUGUGGACAAAGCUGUGAAAGAGAUGGCCAUGGAGAAGACCCUGAAGGAGCUGCAGACCACCUGGGCCAGCAGGGAAUUCCAGUGCGAGCCCCACCCGCGGACCAACGUCCCCCAGCUGCAGUCAGAUGAGGAUCUCAUCGAGGUUCUGGAGGACAACCAAGUCCAGCUGCAGAACCUGAUGAUGUCCAAGUACAUUGCCUUCUUCCUGGAGGACGUGUCUGGCUGGCAGAAGAAGCUGUCCACGGCUGAUGCUGUCAUCUCUGCCUGGUUCCAUGUGCAGCGCACGUGGUCUCACCUGGAAAGUAUAUUCAUUGGCUCCGAGGAUAUCCGGGCUCAGCUGCCCCAGGAUUCUAAAAGAUUCGAAGGCAUUGACAUUGACUUUAAAGAGCUAGCUUAUGCCGCCCAGAAGACUCCCAAUGUAGUGGAAGCCACCAACAAACCAGGUCUUUACGAAAAACUGGAAGAUCUUCAGAGCAGGUUAUACCUGUGUGAGAAGGCCCUGGCUGAGUACCUGGAUACCAAAAGGCUUGCCUUCCCUCGGUUUUACUUUCUGUCUUCUUCUGACUUGUUAGACACCCUUUCCAACGGCACAGCGCCACAACAGGUCCAGCGCCAUCUUUCCAAACUCUUUGACAAUAUGGCAAAGAUGCAGUUCCAACCGGACGCCGGUGAGCCACCAACCAAGAUAAGUCUUGGCAUGUACAGCAAGGAAGGAGAGUAUGUGGCCUUCAGCGAGCCCUGUGACUGCAGUGGUCGGGUAGAAAUAUGGUUGAACCGUGUGCUUGCUCAUAUGAGGGCCACAGUGAGGCACGGGAUGACAGAAGGUGUAGUUGCCUACGAAGAAAAGCCAAGGGAACAGUGGCUCUUUGACUAUCCAGCUCAGGUGGCCCUGACCUGCACUCAGAUCUGGUGGACCACAGAGGUGGGCAUUGCAUUUGCCAGGCUGGAGGAAGGCUACGAGAAUGCCAUGAAGGACUAUUACAAGAAGCAAGUGGCCCAGCUCAAAACCCUCAUCACCAUGCUAAUUGGCCAUCUCUCCAAAGGGGACCGGCAGAAGAUCAUGACCAUAUGCACCAUUGAUGUGCAUGCCCGGGAUGUGGUGGCCAAGAUGAUUGCUCAGAAGGUGGACAGUGCUCAGGCCUUCCUCUGGCUGUCCCAGCUGCGGCAUCGUUGGGAUGAUGAGGCCAAACACUGCUUUGCCAACAUCUGUGAUGCGCAGUUUCUCUAUUCCUACGAGUACCUGGGAAAUACACCUCGCCUGGUGAUCACGCCUCUGACGGACAGAUGUUACAUCACCCUCACCCAGUCUCUGCACCUGACCAUGAGUGGAGCCCCAGCAGGACCUGCAGGCACUGGCAAGACAGAGACCACCAAGGACCUGGGCCGAGCACUGGGCAUCAUGGUGUAUGUGUUCAACUGCUCAGAGCAGAUGGACUACAAGUCUUGCGGCAACAUCUACAAAGGCCUUGCUCAGACCGGUGCCUGGGGCUGUUUUGAUGAGUUUAACCGAAUCUCAGUAGAGGUCUUGUCAGUGGUGGCCGUGCAGGUCAAAAGCAUUCAAGAUGCAAUCCGAGACAAGAAGCAGCGAUUCAACUUCCUUGGGGAGGAGAUUAGCCUGGAUCCUUCUGUGGGAAUCUUCAUCACCAUGAACCCGGGCUACGCCGGCCGCACGGAACUUCCAGAGAACCUCAAGGCUCUCUUUAGGCCUUGUGCAAUGGUGGUUCCAGACUUUGAGCUGAUCUGCGAGAUCAUGCUGGUGGCAGAAGGAUUCACUGAAGCACGGUCGUUAGCCAGAAAGUUCAUCACCCUUUACCAGUUGUGCAGAGAGCUGCUGUCUAAACAGGAUCACUAUGACUGGGGCCUGCGGGCCAUCAAGUCUGUGCUGGUGGUGGCUGGAUCCCUGAAGCGAGGGGACCCUGACCGCCCCGAGGACCAAGUCCUGAUGCGCUCCUUGCGAGAUUUCAACAUCCCCAAGAUCGUGACUGAUGACAUACCAGUGUUCAUGGGCCUGAUUGGGGACCUCUUUCCUGCCCUGGAUGUCCCCCGGAGGAGAGAUCUCAACUUCGAAGCGUUGGUUCGGAAGGCAGUAGUGGAUCUGAAGCUCCAGGCUGAGGACAACUUUGUGCUCAAGGUGGUCCAGCUGGAGGAGCUCCUGGCUGUGCGACACUCCGUGUUCGUGGUGGGCAGCGCCGGCACUGGCAAGUCUCAGGUGCUGAAAUCCUUGCACAAGACCUAUCAGAUCAUGAAACGCCGCCCCAUCUGGGCUGACCUCAACCCCAAAGCAGUCACAAACGAUGAACUCUUUGGCAUCAUCAAUCCGGCCACCAGAGAAUGGAAGGAUGGACUGUUCUCUUCCAUCAUGCGGGAGCUAGCCAACAUCACCCAUGACGGACCCAAGUGGAUCUUACUGGAUGGCGACAUAGAUCCAAUGUGGACUGAGUCUCUGAACACUGUCAUGGAUGAUAACAAGGUGCUGACCCUGGCGAGCAAUGAGAGGAUCCCCCUGAAUCCCACCAUGAGGCUGCUCUUCGAGGUCAGCCACCUGCGGACGGCCACACCAGCGACUGUCUCCAGAGCAGGAAUCCUGUACAUCAACCCGGCAGACCUGGGGUGGAACCCUCCAGUGAGCAGCUGGAUUGACAGGAGGGAAAUGAAGACAGAGAGAGCCAACCUCACCGUUCUGUUUGACAAGUACCUCCCAACAUGCUUGGACACACUCAGAACCAGAUUUAAGAAGAUAAUUCCGAUCCCAGAGCAGAGCAUGGUCCAGAUGCUGUGCCACCUUCUCGAAUGUCUCCUGGCCGAGGAGGACAUCCCUGCAGACUGCCCCAAGGAAACCUACGAGCUGUAUUUUGUGUUUGCUGCCAUCUGGGCUUUUGGCGGAGCAAUGGUCCAGGAUCAGCUCGUGGACUACCGGGCAGAGUUCAGCAGGUGGUGGCUGACAGAGUUCAAGACGGUCAAGUUCCCCUCCCAGGGAACUAUCUUUGACUACUACAUAGACCCAGCGACCAAGAAAUUCGAGCCUUGGUCCAAGCUCAUCCCCCAGUUUGAAUUUGACCCCGAGAUGCCUCUGCAGGCUUGUUUGGUGCACACAAGUGAGACCAUCCGGGUGUGCUACUUCCUGGAGCGGCUCGUGGAGCGGCGGCGGCCGGUCAUGCUGGUGGGGACUGCAGGCACAGGCAAGUCGGUGCUGGUGGGGACCAAGCUGGCCAGCCUGGAUGCUGAGGAGUACCUGGUGAAGAAUGUGCCGUUCAACUACUACACCACGUCGGCGAUGCUGCAAGCUGUCCUGGAAAAGCCUCUAGAAAAGAAGGCUGGCAGAAAUUAUGGCCCCCCAGGCAACAAGAAGCUUAUCUAUUUCAUCGAUGACAUGAACAUGCCCCAGGUGGACGCCUACGGGACUGUGCAGCCCCACACCAUCAUCCGGCAGCAUCUGGACUAUGGCCACUGGUAUGAUCAGAGCAAGCUGUCCCUGAAGGAGAUCAAGAAUGUCCAGUAUGUUUCCUGUAUGAACCCCACCGCAGGCAGCUUCACCAUCAACCCACGGCUUCAGCGUCAUUUCAGCGUGUUCGUCCUCUCCUUCCCGGGAGCAGACGCCCUGGCCUCCAUCUACGGCACCAUCUUGACUCAGCACCUAACGUUUGGACACUUCCCAGUGGCCCUGCAGAAAUCCAGCCCCCAGCUCAUCAAUCUGGCCCUGACCUUCCACCAGAAAAUUGCCACCACAUUCCUGCCCACAGUGAUCAAAUUCCACUAUGUUUUCAACCUCAGAGACUUUGCCAACAUUUUCCAGGGCAUUCUCUUCUCCUCAGUAGAAUGUGUAAAAUCCACACAGGACCUAGUAAAGCUCUAUCUGCAUGAAUCAAAUCGGGUUUAUCGAGAUAAGAUGGUGGAAGAAAAGGACUUUGAUCUUUUUGAUAAAAUCCAGACAGAAGUGGUCAAGAAAAUUUUUGACGAUAUUGAUGAGACUGUGGAGCAGACCCGAAGCCUGAACAUGUAUUGCCAUUUUGCCAGUGGUAUCGGUGAGCCCAAGUACAUGCCCGUCCAAUCAUGGCAACUUCUGACCCAGACUCUGGUGGAAGCCCUGGAGAACCACAAUGAAGUCAACACAGUGAUGGACCUGGUUCUCUUUGAGGACGCCAUGCGCCAUGUCUGCCACAUCAACCGCAUCUUGGAGUCCCCCCGGGGAAAUGCGCUGUUGGUCGGCGUGGGUGGGAGCGGCAAGCAGAGUCUGACAAGGCUCGCGGCGUUCAUCAGCUCCAUGGAUGUAUUCCAGAUCACGCUGCGGAAAGGCUACCAGAUCCCAGACUUCAAG
This is a messenger RNA of Odobenus rosmarus divergens (Pacific walrus), 4890 nucleotides long. Its product is annotated as dynein heavy chain 9, axonemal-like. The annotation marks the transcript as partial. Gene Ontology annotation, molecular function: ATP hydrolysis activity; ATP binding; dynein intermediate chain binding. Gene Ontology annotation, biological process: microtubule-based movement. Gene Ontology annotation, cellular component: dynein complex. The transcript has 25 exons. The record is from RefSeq and is a predicted model, not a curated record. Lineage: Eukaryota; Metazoa; Chordata; Mammalia; Carnivora; Odobenidae.